GACUCCUCUUUGUUGUUAUGCACUAGACCCAAAAUGGACGCCGUACGAUGAGGCCGGCGGCAUAAAAACCCUAGCCCUCGGUCGCGCCGCGGCAUGGCCACCGCCACGACCUACACGCUCCGCCUCACCCCGCCCCCGCCGCCGCCGCGGCACCACGCUCCUCUCCUUCCGCAGCUCCGCCGCCGCGCGGCCGCGAAGGUGUCUGCUAGCUGGGUGCCAGCCGGCGGCGGCAACUCGGACGACGGGCUUGGCGGCUGGUGGCUCCCCGAGCAGCCGGCGGAAAAGGGGAGGUCAGGGUUCGGGAAAGCUAUUGUGGUCGGAUUGGGUGCGUCCGCAGCGAUCGCUUUGGCUGGGAUCACUUGGCGCUCUCCAUCCUCGAGGAAGUGUUUACAGCAACUUAUCGGUGCCCCAUUGCAUUAUGUUCAAGAGAAGCUUUCAGUGGCGGACUCGACAGAAAUUCCUGAAGAUGAUGCAAGCGUUAGAGAGCUGGGUACAAUUGAUGUUUCGAGGGUAAAUGUUGAUGAGAGGAAUGCCACAUCACCUGAUGAUUCAAGCCAAAACCACAUACCAGCUGGUGGUGUUCGUAUUUCUUUUACAGUCCCUGUAGAUCCCAUGCAUGAGGAAGCUUUGUCCAUAUUGAAGAAGCUACAGAUAAUUGAGAAUGAUGCUAGCUCCGGUGACUUCUGUACUAGGAGGGAAUUUGCAAGAUGGUUUGUUAAAUUAUGCUCAAAAUUAGAGAGGAAAAGGAUGCACAGGAUCAUACCGAAUCUAAUAACUUCUGGUUCAGUCGAAAGUGCGUUUGAUGAUGUAAAUUUUGAUGACCCGGAUUUCUUGUAUAUUCAGUCUUUAGGAGAAUCUGGCAUUGUGCCUAGCAAGCUAUCAAGCUUCUUUGGAACAUCGGCAAAUGGCUCUCAAAGUGCCAACAGAAAUUCCAACUUCCUACCUGAAAGUUAUCUGUCACGUUUUGAUCUUGUUAACUGGAAACUACUAGUGGAGUAUCCAUUUGCAUCAGAACUAGACCAAAAGAUGCUGAGUAAAAAUGUUCAUACGUUGGAUUUGAGCGCUUGGCCAGAUGUAACAGCGUCCGUAUUUGUGGACUUGUUUGGCGGUGACCACAGCAUCGUCAGCAAAGUUUUUGGAAACACCAGGCGCCUUCAACAUCAUAAGCCUGUAACAAAAGCACAAGCGGCUGCUGCACUGACCAGUGGUAGAAUGGAAGAAGUAGUACGCGAUGAACUAAAUAGACUUGAAGCAGAAAAUCAGUCCCGGCUUUCUGCUAUGAGUGAAAUGAUGGAAGAGUUAAUUAAUAGAGGGGAUAUAAAACAAUAUUGGGAAGACAAGAUGAAAAAGGAGCAAGACCGUGGGUUUGAAGUUGAGAAGCAUCUUCAAGAUGUUUUGCAUGAGCUUGCAAAUGAGAGGACGGAUCAAGAAAAGGAAAUUGCAGACUUGCUAAAAGAAAAAUCAGCUCUAGAGCGUCAGAAUCAGGAACUCGUAUGUUUAAGGUCAGAAGUUGAUGGCAUGUAUGAUAGACUGGCCACCGAGAGUCUAGAGGUCAUGGCUGAUGAAGAAAAUCUGGAAAAGUUGUCCUCUGACAUGAGCAGCAAGCAUCAAGCUGUCACUGAAGCUAAAUCGUAUCUUGAAGCUGAGAAGGAAGCUCUUACUAUGCUAAGAUCCUGGGUGGAGCAGGAAGCAACGCGCGUGCAUGAACAUGCUGAGGUACUUGAGAGGGCGGUGAGAAGAUGGCGAGUCCCAGCUGACUGAGCCUGCAAACAAAAAUCUGGCGUUUUAUUUGGUGUGAGUCUCAACUUGCUGUAAGAAAAGGUUAUGUUCUGUGUUGCCAUUGCUUCGACUGUCAGUUAUAAGUACUUCCCUCACCAGAAUGGAAUGUCAGUAUCUGCUAGGCCCUUUCUUCCUC
Messenger RNA from Triticum urartu, 1915 nucleotides. Its product is annotated as SLH domain protein. The record is from RefSeq and is a predicted model, not a curated record. Lineage: Eukaryota; Viridiplantae; Streptophyta; Magnoliopsida; Poales; Poaceae.